CCAGGCGAGCGGAGUCUCUUAAAGCCGCAGUAACGCUCCGAGACGUAACGACCGCCAGGCGAGCGGAGUAAUGCUGCUGGUCUUCCUCCUCAGGUAUCCUCACUGCCUGCACAUGCUGGAGCUGCUGCAGUACGAACACUUCAGGAAGGAGCUGGUGAACGCUCAGUGCACCAAGUUCAUCGACGAGCAGCAGCUGCUCCACUGGCAGCACUACUCCAGGAAACGCACCCGGCUGCAGCAGGCGCUCGCUGAGCAGCAGCCGCCGCAGCAGCAGCCACCGCCACACGGGAACGCCGCCGCCAAGUGACGAGGUCACCGGAAGACGGCGUGGGGACGGAGCUCGACCGGUGCUGGAUUCAUGGACGUGGAUGUUUGAGACGGACAAUAUACAUUUCUUUUUCUUUUACGCGUAAACAUUUUUGAUUCAGAUCCCUGAAAUGUGACCUGAGUGAGACACUUUACAGUGAAACAAUCAGCUCGUCAGUGCUCUGUGGUAGAAUAUAAUAUACUCUACCACAGAGCUACACUGAUCAGCUGAUACUGUGUGUGAGUGUGAGUGUGAGUGUGAGAGUGAGAGAGAGAGAGAGAGAAUAAUGACAGAGCAGCAGCUUGUUUGAACUUCCUGUUGGAUUCAUUGAAGUGAAUCAUUUUGUUAAUGAACUCUUAAACUCUCAGCAGCUGAAGCUCCAACAUUCAGUCACAGAUCUGCUCAUGAAGUUUAAGAACACAAACUCAGUGGAUGAAAGGAAACGUGAUGACAAACGGAUCCGAUACAGAAAUGUUUUUUCCAUUUCAGUCGACACAAACUAUGUUCAGCAAAAUCAAAGUUUUAAUCAGAAAAUAUCUUUCAGACGAGACGUUUCACAAUAAAUCUGUUAUUUCACAGACGUCUGAUGUCUUUUUUAAAUCCGUCCACUGAGUUUGUGUUCUGAACUUUCUUCCCUGAUAAACAUCAUGCUGUGUAUGAACAAGAAGUUUAUUGAUUAACAAAAAGAAGUUUAUUGAUUAAUAUGACGUGAUGACAGAGAGAGGUUUCAGGUUUUAAAGGUGAUUUUCACAGAUCAGCUGCAGCCUGUAAUGUGAGAUAAACAGUUACAAACACAGUGAGGGGUUCUUAUACAGAUAUGCAUUAUUAUCUAGUGGUUCCAGUGUUUUUACUUUGUUUUUAAUAAAAUGUUUGAUAUUUGAAUCUUUCAGUUAUUCAUUGAUUUGGUGAUUUGGUAGUAAGUAUUUUAUGGCUUUAUUACUGAGAUGAAUAGUGAUUCACAUUCACUUUUUCUUUUAAUAUGUUUUUCUAGUAUUUAUACAAAAUAA
Anarrhichthys ocellatus (wolf-eel) is the source of this 1314-nucleotide messenger RNA. RefSeq names its product mediator complex subunit 31 (gene med31). The transcript has a single exon. The coding region runs from base 71 to 307 and encodes 78 amino acids. Gene Ontology annotation, molecular function: transcription coregulator activity. Gene Ontology annotation, cellular component: mediator complex. Gene Ontology annotation, biological process: regulation of DNA-templated transcription. The record is from RefSeq and is a predicted model, not a curated record. Lineage: Eukaryota; Metazoa; Chordata; Actinopteri; Perciformes; Anarhichadidae.